GGUGACGCAGCUUACGGCAGUGACCAGUCGGCGGCCGGUGGGGUUGCGGGAGUUACAUAGCGAUUUUGCAAAUCCCAGUUGCAAUUUGAUUACUUUUCCUAUGGAUCAAUAAGUCGGGAAUAAAUGGAACUACCUCGUCUAACUGGAGCUUUGCGCUCCUUUUCAAAUGUCACCAGACAAGAUGAAUAUAUCGAGGAUUCUUCAGAAAUGAAUACAAAAAGAUUAAAGAGGAAUGAACACUUUUGCAAGACAGGGUUGACUUGGAAGAAUAUAAUUCACUUUGUUGAGAAUGUACCAAAGCACGAACGUCAGAUCAUUAACGAAGAUCUCAAAAAGGUUUUGAAGGCUGCUAGACAGUUUGUUGGUAGUGAACAGGAACAGGAGACUGCAGAAAGUGCUGCUGUUUUCCUCUUCAAAACUUUUCAUAACAAGGACCAUGUUGGGCAAGAAGAAACAAAAGCACUGAAACAAAUGUUUGGGCCAUUCCCUUCUUCAGCUGCCACUGCUGCUUGUAAUGCAGUGUAUCAAAUUGGCACAUAUUUUAGUGAAGAAGAACGGCACACAUUAAUUUCUGCAAAUAAACCUGCAAGCCACAAUCCUCAAGCACAGUUUGGUAAAAACAUUAAUUUUUCAUUUGAAUCAUUUAGUUUGGAAUAUAUAGAGGAAAUACCCUUGAACUGCAAGGAAAACAACCACAAGGAUUUCAGUCUAGACUAUAAUAAAUACUUAAAUAAUCAUCAGGAAGAUUUAAAAAAUGGAUUGAUUGAUGGUUCAGAUCUAAAAUCUUCAAACAAAGUGGAUGGUUCAUUUUUAAGGCAAGAAGUUAAUAGCUAUAUUGUUGGAACCUUGCAAGAGUCAGCAGAUCGACCAACUGCAGAUGACUUGUGUGGAACAUUGUUUGAGAUGCUGGCAUCCACUAAAAGUGAUGAUGAGCUUCAAAAUGAGUUGUUCGAACUUCUUGGACCUGAAGGAUUGGAACUAAUUGAGAGGCUUCUACAGCACAGAUGUACAAUCAUUCAAAAAGCACUUGCCCACCCUACAGAUUUCAAGCCCAGCUACCUUCAGGAUCCUUUAAAGAAAGGUUUUGUUGGAAAUUCACAACCCAUAUAUGGCUGUCAAGUCACUGUCCAUUCUGAACAAGAAAAGCAAUUAUUGAAACAAUGUCGUAAAGAAGAAAAACGACAAGCUAAAAGAGAAAAAAAAGAUGAAGGGGAAUUUUCAGGUGAUGGACCUCAAUGCUUUGAUCCAAAGGAAUUGCGAAUACAAAGGGAGAAUGCUCUACAGAAUGCACGAUUGGCACCAAUUCUUACAAGGCAAUAUAAUCAUGAACGAAUUCAUUAUCCACAUGUUUAUGAUUCAUAUGGUGAAGCAACACAGUCCUCAGCAUUUAUUGCUGGUGCCAAGAUGUUUCUUCCAGAAGGUAUUGAGCGUGAGAAUAACAAAGUCUAUGAACAAGUGGUUAUUCCUGCAACUCAGCCCAUGCCAAUUGGUAUUGAGGAGAAGCCAGUUGAAAUCAAGAAUUUGGAUGAGAUUGGUCAGAUGGCUUAAGGGAUGAAGCGACUGAACCGUAUCCAGUCAAUGGUUGAGACGGCUUACAACACCAAUGAGAAUAUGCUGAUCUGUGCCCCCACUGGGGCUGGGAAAACUAACAUUGCCAUGCUUACUGUUCUGCAUGAAAUCCGCCAGCAUAUUCAACAAGGAGUUAUCAGGAAGGAUGAGUUCAAGAUUGUAUAUGUAGCUCCAAUGAAGGCCUUAGCUGCUGAGAUGACAAAUUACUUCAGCAAGCGACUCGAGCCACUAGGUAUCUUGGUGAAGGAGCUUACUGGGGACAUGCAGUUGACCAAAGGAGAAAUUUUACGGACACAGAUGCUUGUAACGACACCUGAAAAGUGGGAUGUGGUAACGCGAAAAAGUGUUGGAGAUGUUGCAUUGUCUCAGAUUGUCAGACUGUUGAUUUUGGAUGAGGUUCACUUAUUACAUGAAGAUAGAGGACCAGUUCUGGAAAGCUUGGUGGCACGGACACUUCGACAGGUUGAAUCCACACAAAGUAUGAUCAGAAUUCUUGGUUUAUCAGCUACACUUCCCAAUUAUCUUGAUGUAGCAAAUUUUCUCCAUGUGAAUCCAUUUAUUGGGCUUUUUUUCUUUGACGGACGAUUUCGACCAGUGCCUCUAAGCCAGACUUUUAUUGGCGUGAAAGCAUCAAAUAAGAUGCAACAGCUGCAUGAUAUGGAAGAAGUAUGUUAUGAGAAGGUUCUGGCAAAACUGAAGGAAGGGCACCAGGUUAUGGUAUUUGUGCAUGCAAGAAAUUCAACUGUACGUACAGCCAUGGCCCUUCAAGAGAUGGCAAAAAACAGGGGUGAGAUCAUGUAUUUCGUACCAAACCAAAGUGCAGACUACGGUUCUGCUGAGAAGCAGAUUCAGAAAUCCCGAAACAAGCAGUUACGUGAGCUGUUUCCAGAUGGACUUGGCAUUCAUCAUGCAGGAAUGUUGCGCCAGGACAGGAAUUUGGUUGAAAAUUACUUUUCUCGUGGGCACAUAAAAGUGUUGGUUUGCACAGCUACAUUGGCCUGGGGUGUCAAUCUUCCAGCACAUGCUGUCAUCAUCAAGGGCACUCAAAUAUAUGAUGCAAAAAGGGGCUCUUUUGUUGACCUAGGAAUUUUAGAUGUGAUGCAGAUUUUCGGCAGAGCUGGACGGCCACAGUUUGACAAAUUUGGCGAGGGCACAAUCAUCACCACACAUGAUAAACUGAGUCAUUACUUAACGCUACUGACUCAACAGAACCCAAUUGAAAGCCAGUUUCUGGGUCGCUUAGCAGACAAUCUAAAUGCAGAGAUAGCUUUAGGAACAGUGACUAAUGUGGAAGAAGCAGUAAAAUGGCUGAGCUAUACUUAUUUAUAUGUGCGGGUUAGAGCAAACCCAAUAGCCUAUGGGAUCAAUUACAAAGCUUACCAGAUUGACCCUGGACUGGAAAAAUACAGGCGAGAGCUUGUCAUUGAGGCUGGCCAAAAAUUGGACAGAGCCAGGAUGGUCCGCUUUGAAGAGAGAACUGGCUAUUUUUCAAUAACAGAUCUUGGUAGAACUGCCAGUCAUUACUACAUUCAGUAUAAUACUAUUGAGACUUUCAAUGAAAUGCUCGAUGCUCACAAGACUGAGGCAGACAUAUUUGCUUUAAUAUCUAAAGCUGAAGAAUUUGAACAGAUCAAGGUAAGAGAUGAAGAGAUGGAGGAGCUCGAUCAGCUGCUGUGUAAUUACUGUGAGCUGUCUGUCGCAGGUGGAGUGGAGAAUGCCUAUGGAAAAGUGAACAUUCUUCUUCAAACCUAUAUUAGCCAUGGCGAGCUGGAUAGCUUUUCACUCAUUUCUGACUCUGCAUAUGUUGCUCAGAAUGCAGCUCGAAUUGUCCGGGCGCUAUUUGAAGUUUCUCUGAGAAGGAGAUGGCCUGCAAUGACAUACAAGCUGUUAAAUUUGUGCAAGAUAAUUGACAGGAGAUUAUGGGGAUGGUGCAAUCCGCUACGCCAGUUCUCAGUUUUGCCAGGUCAUGUACUCACAAAGCUGGAGGAAAAGAAACUCACAAUAGAUAAGAUGAAGGACAUGCGCAAGGAUGAAAUAGGCCACAUGCUGCAUCAUGUUAACAUUGGAUUAAAAGUGAAGCAAUGUGUUCAUGAAAUUCCUUCCAUAUCUAUGGAAGCAAGCAUUCAGCCCAUCACCCGAACUGUCCUUCGAGUUCGCCUGACUAUUAAUCCAGACUUCAAAUGGCAUGACCAGACUCAUGGAUCUGUAGGUGAGCCUUGGUGGAUUUGGGUGGAAGAUCCUGUGAAUGACCACAUAUACCAUUCAGAGUACUUCCUUCUCCAAAAGAAACAGGUUUUGUCUAAAGAACCGCAGCUGUUGGUAUUUACCAUUCCUAUUUUUGAGCCAUUGCCCUCUCAGUACUACAUCCGGGCUGUGUCUGAUCGGUGGCUGGGAGCAGAGGCCGUGUGCAUAAUUAAUUUUCAAUAUCUGAUUCUGCCAGAGAGACAUCCCCCUCACACUGAAUUGCUUGAUCUGCAGCCUUUGCCCAUCAAUGCUCUGGGAAAUCGGGAGUAUGAAGCUCUGUACAAGUUUACCCACUUCAACCCAAUUCAGACUCAAAUUUUUCACACUGUUUAUCACACUGACUGUAAUGUACUACUUGGAGCUCCAACGGGUUCAGGAAAGACGGUUGCUGCUGAGCUGGCAAUAUUUCGGGUUUUCAACAAAUACCCAACAUCAAAGGCUGUUUAUAUUGCUCCUCUCAAAGCACUUGUACGUGAACGAAUUGAGGAUUGGAAAAUCAGAAUUAUGGAAAAGCUGGGUAAAAAUGUAGUGGAAUUGACUGGGGACGUGACUCCAGAUAUGAAGGCGAUCAAAGAGGCAGACCUCAUUGUCACAACCCCUGAGAAAUGGGAUGGCAUCAGCAGAAGUUGGCAGAAUAGGAGUUAUGUCCAAAAAGUGGCGAUCCUCAUCAUAGAUGAGAUCCAUUUACUAGGUGAUGAAAGAGGUCCUGUGCUAGAAGUAAUUGUGUCCAGAACUAAUUUCAUCUCAUCUCACACUGAAAGCCCUGUCAGGAUAGUGGGACUAUCCACUGCACUGGCAAAUGCCAAGGAUUUGGCUGACUGGUUGGGUAUCCAACAGAACGGACUGUUUAACUUCAGACCUUCUGUGCGUCCAGUUCCUCUUGAAGUGCAUAUUCAUGGCUUCCCAGGCCAGCAUUACUGCCCUCGCAUGGCUACUAUGAACAAACCAACAUUCCAAGCUAUUCGGAGCCAUUCUCCAUCCAAACCUGUGUUGAUCUUUGUAUCAUCCAGACGUCAGACUCGCCUCACUGCUUUGGAUUUGAUAGCCUUUCUGGCAGCAGAGGAAGACCCCAAGCAGUGGCUACACAUGGAUGAGAGAGAGAUGAGUGAUAUAAUUGAGAUGGUGAGAGAUUCCAAUCUAAAACUGACUUUAGCCUUUGGUAUUGGACUACAUCAUGCUGGACUGCAUGAACGUGACCGGAAACAUGUGGAAGAACUCUUCGUUAAUUGCAAGAUCCAAGUUCUUAUUGCCACAAGUACUUUGGCUUGGGGAGUUAACUUCCCUGCUCAUCUCGUCAUUGUAAAAGGCACAGAGUAUUAUGAUGGAAAAACAAGACGUUACGUGGACUUUGCAAUUACAGAUGUUCUGCAGAUGAUGGGCCGUGCAGGUAGGCCACAGUUUGAUGACCAGGGAAAGGCUGUGAUAUUGGUCCAUGACAUUAAAAAAGAUUUCUACAAGAAGUUUCUGUAUGAACCCUUCCCUGUUGAAUCAAGUUUAUUGGAGGUCCUCUCUGAUCACAUGAAUGCUGAAAUUUCUGCUGGAACAAUCACAUCCAAACAAGAUGCCAUGGAUUACAUUACUUGGACUUAUUUUUUCCGACGCCUUAUCAUGAAUCCCAGUUAUUAUAAUUUGGAUGAUAUUAACCAUGAUAACAUGAACAAAUAUCUAUCCAACCUCGUGGAGAAGUCUCUUGCAGAUCUGGAAUGUUCCUAUUGUAUUUCAGUGGGGGAGGACAAUCGUAGCCUCCAGUCACUGGAUUUAGGACGUAUAGCCUCUUAUUAUUAUCUGAAACACCAAACAGUGAGAAUGUUCAAGAAUCAAAUGAAUGCAGAUUGCCGUAUGGAGGACUUGCUCUCAGUUCUGACGGAUGCUACAGAAUAUGCAGAUCUUCCAGUCCGACAUAAUGAAGACCAACUGAACAGUGAUCUGGCAAAGCGACUGCCUCUUGAAGUGAACCCACAUUCUUUUGACAGUGCACACACCAAAGCCCACCUGUUGCUGCAAGCACACUUUUGCCGAGCUGCCUUGCCAUGUCCUGAUUAUGCCACAGAUACAAAAUCCGUACUAGACCAGGCCAUUCGAAUCUGUCAGGCUAUGCUGGAUGUGGCAGCAAAUAAUGGCUGGCUCGUUACAGCACUGAACAUAAUCAACCUGAUUCAAAUGGUGAUUCAAGGCAGAUGGGUACAUGACUCCUCUCUGCUCACCCUGCCAAAUAUUGAGCAACAACACCUCUACCUCUUCAGGAAAUGGAAUGCGGGUAGAAAGAAAAGCAGCUCAAAAGGUUAUAAGGGUCCUGUUGAAUGUCUUCCUGAAUUGAUAGCUGCAUGUGAAUGGAGGGAGGAUAUAUUUCAUUCCAUUGUCGCUGAAGAACUAAAGCCUGCACAGAUUUCCCAGGCUUGGAAUUUCCUGUCCCAUCUUCCAGUCAUCGAAGUUAGUCUAAGUAUAAAGGGCUGGUGGGAAAAUGCCCCAGAGGGGAAAGAUGAAAAAUUGCUGCCGAAUGUAGCCACUGGCUUGCGAGAUGAGAAAAAUUGGACACAGUUGCAUGCGGAUCAGGAAUACGUACUACAAAUCCGUCUGCGCAGGAUAGGGCUGGUGUGCAACAAGGGAAAAUAUAACAGCAAAGCUGUUACACCACGUUUCACAAAGGCCAAAGACGAGGGCUGGAUUGUCAUUCUUGGGGAAAUAGACAAAAAGGAAUUGGUGGCUUUGAAACGAGUGGGAUAUGUUCGAAAUCAAAGCACCAUUUCUCUAGCCUUCUAUACACCCGAAGUCACUGGAAGGUACAUCUACACAUUCUAUCUGAUGAAUGAUAGCUACCUGGGGAUGGACCAGCAGUAUGACAUUUAUUUGGACGUGAUACCAGCAAGCAUUGCUGCUCAGGUCAACUCGGAAGCUCUGAUGCCAUGAGUGACCUGGCUGUGGCCUGACAUGACAGGUUUAGUGCUGAAAAACCCAGGAGCAGUGAUCUUGCAGUACAGAUUGUGCUGGUGUGCUGGAGCAGCACUGAAAUUACUUGAUAUUUGCCUUAGUAGAUGCAACUUCUAACCUCAGAUUCAAAGGAAAUUACAAAUGGCUGCUGAAGUGACUUCCAGCAUGAAUCUUCUGCACAGCUUGGUGGCCUUAUGUAAGUUUGCAUUUUAGAUUACUGCUAAACCCAGAUAAUUUGAGUCUCUUUAUAUAGUUCACCUAUGCACCAGGCGAAUAGCUGAAAGCUAUCCAUUAAGAGUCACAACUUCCUUCAAUAUUACUUUAUAAUGGUUAUGUAUGUUUUGUAGAAGUCAUUGGCACUUUUUUAUGAGAAUCUUAUUUUUAAUUAAAAUAGCAUUCAUUCAAUGAAUACAAAUUUGCCUCAAUAGCUGGUAUUGGUCAACGUGAUUACCUAAAUGAAAAAGAAACCAACCUACUUCCUUCUUCAUAACUAAUAAAGCAUGGACUUGAUAUAGUUCCUGUAACUGAUACUGGAGUAUUUAAAAUAUUAUUCUGUAUAGUGUAAAUUAUUUUGAAUGAAGCCAUCAAAUUCACCAGGAAUAUCAGCAAGGCAAAAUGGAAGCCUGUACAAUCAGCAUAAUUUUUUUUAUGAAUUAAAAGUAUAUUUACAAAAAACUAUCUGUAUGUUGAGAAAGAAUAUAAGGUAAUUUAAAGGCAAGUUGUGAUUGAAAAUUCAUUCCCAUAUCGACUGAGUGCAGAGGGUAUUCAUUUCCAUGGUAACAUGAAGACUAAACUUGACACAUUCAUAACCAUGAGGUCAGGUUAAACCUAGUAACCUUUCUUUGCAGUGAGAGCUGCAACACUUCAUUUGUCAAUAUUAAUUUAGUUGUAUCUGUAAAAAUUAAGUUGUGGCAAAAAUACUUACUAGCACAAGAAAAAUUUGAUAGUUACUACCAAAAGGAAAACUGGCAUUCAAUAUGAAUUUACAAUGCUGCUUGCAAAUGUACAAAACCAUUAAACUUUAUUGCA
Molecule: messenger RNA, 7770 nt
Organism: Pristis pectinata (smalltooth sawfish)
Lineage: Eukaryota; Metazoa; Chordata; Chondrichthyes; Rhinopristiformes; Pristidae
Gene: ascc3
Product: activating signal cointegrator 1 complex subunit 3
Molecular function (GO): ATP hydrolysis activity; ATP binding; nucleic acid binding
Source: RefSeq, a predicted model, not a curated record